Messenger RNA from Staurois parvus, 369 nucleotides. Lineage: Eukaryota; Metazoa; Chordata; Amphibia; Anura; Ranidae. The record is from the annotation of a GenBank genome assembly.
UCCUCUCCUGCAGGACCUUACCUGUUCCUCGCUCCAGCGGUCCGCAGUCUCUGGUCAUCCCCUGCACUACGUCCGCAGUCUCUGGUCAUCUCCUGUACUACGUCCGCAGUCUCUGGUCAUCUCCUGUACUACGUCCGCAGUCUCUGUACUACGUCCGCAGUCAUCUCCUGUACUACGUCCGCAGUCUCUGGUCAUCUCCUGUACUACGGCCGCAGUCUCUGGUCAUCUCCUGUACUACGGCCGCAGUCUCUGGUCAUCUCCUGUACUACGGCCGCAGUCUCUGGUCAUCCCCUGUACUACGUCCGCAGUCUCUGGUCAUCCCCUGUACUACGUCCGCAGUCUCUGGUCAUCCCCUGUACUAUGUCUGCA